CAUGACUGUUAGAGCAACUGCUCAGUGAAGCACUUCAAAGCAAUCCGAGGAGGCAUUUCUAUCUGGAAAUAACAGGACCAUGAUUUCUGGAUUCCAAUACAGCCUUUUCGUCUCCUUCUGCCUAGCGGUAUGUCAGGAAUCUCAGGCUUCCCAGAACUGCAUGAACAAACAGCAACUUCUGGCUGCCAUCCGCCAAAUGCAGCAAUUGCUGAAGGGGCAGGAAACACGAUUUGCAGAGGGAAUCCGCACCAUGAAGCACCGACUGACGACUCUCCAAAACACAGUGACUAAAGCUACUCCAGACCUACCAACUGUGUUUUGCCCUGCACAAGAAGCCCCUCCAAAUGGCAAAAGAUUUGGCAGCAAGAACAUGGUAGACCAUGAAGUUCAUUUCACCUGUGAUCCUGGAUUUCAACUUGUCGGUUCCAGCUCUCGAGUGUGUCAGCUAAAUGGCAGCUGGACUGGAGAAUUUCCUCAAUGCAAAGGUAUCAGUGAAUGCACAAGUCAUCUAUGCCAGAAUGGUGGGACAUGUGUAGAUGGAGUUGACCAGUACAAAUGCAUUUGUCCACAGGAGUGGACUGGUACCAAUUGCCAAUAUCAAACACAGACAGUGCCACCAGCAUGGAGUGUAACAAAUGAUCCAGCUUUUAGUCGCAAGCCACGCUGUGCCAAAUUUGACCGGAUGCAACAUUGCAGCUGUGAACCAGGAUUCCAUAUGAGUGGCACCGCAGAAAACAGCAUCUGCCAGGAUGUGAAUGAAUGUGAAGUUUACAAGCUGGAGGGAGCCCCUCGUCUCUGUAUGCACACCUGCAUCAACAUUCCAGGCUCAUACCAGUGCUCCUGCCCCAGUGGAUACAGUGUCUUCAGCGAUGGGAAAAGCUGUGAAGAUAUAGAUGAAUGUGGUCUCUCGCUGCACAACUGCACAAGAGGAACAAUGUGCAUUAACACAGGAGGAGGCUUUCAGUGUGUUAGCCCAGAGUGUCCCAAGCCUAGUGGAAAUGUCAGCUAUGUGAAAACAUCACCGUUGUAA
Molecule: messenger RNA, 1030 nt
Organism: Gekko japonicus
Lineage: Eukaryota; Metazoa; Chordata; Lepidosauria; Squamata; Gekkonidae
Gene: FBLN7
Product: fibulin 7
Exons: 7
Coding region: 80-1030 (316 amino acids)
Molecular function (GO): calcium ion binding
Source: RefSeq, a predicted model, not a curated record